This is a messenger RNA of Cygnus atratus (black swan), 665 nucleotides long. RefSeq names its product mitochondrial ribosomal protein S12 (gene MRPS12). The record is from RefSeq and is a predicted model, not a curated record. The coding region runs from base 150 to 596 and encodes 148 amino acids. Gene Ontology annotation, molecular function: structural constituent of ribosome. The transcript has 2 exons. Gene Ontology annotation, cellular component: ribosome; small ribosomal subunit. Gene Ontology annotation, biological process: translation. NCBI's taxonomy places the organism in Eukaryota, Metazoa, Chordata, Aves, Anseriformes, Anatidae.
GUAAAAUGGCGGCGGUGUGAAGUGCGGGAGGAGCCGCUCCCGCGCGGGCCCCGAGGCGGCGUGGGGGGACCCGGGGGAGGGCAGGGCGGCGGGUGGCGUUAACGGGGUGUCCCCCACACACAGGCCCCGCCGGCGCCGGGUCUCGUAGGAUGGCGCUCCGCGCUCUGCUGAGGGCCGCGGUCUCCCUGCGUAGCUCCGCUCUCGGAGCGCUGCCCCCCGCUGGGAAGCAGCCAGCGGCCCCGAGCUUGCAGCAGGCCGCCGGCAUGGCCACCCUGAACCAGAUGCACCGGAAGGGCCGGCCCGCGCCGCCCCCCUUCAAGCUGGGGCCCACCUUCGGGCGGCCGCAGCUGAAGGGGGUGGUGAUCAAAACCCUCAUCCGCAAGCCCAAGAAGCCCAACUCGGCCAACCGCAAGUGCGCGCGGGUGCGGCUGAGCAACGGCAAGGAGGUGGUGUGCUUCAUCCCCGGCGAGGGCCACAACCUGCAGGAGCACCACGUCGUGCUAGUGCAGGGCGGCCGCACGCAGGACCUGCCGGGGGUCAAGCUGACCAUCGUGAGGGGCAAGUACGACUGCGCCCACGUCCAGAAGAAGAAGUAAACAGCAGCGAGAGACAGCGGAGGGGAUAACGGGGCCCGGUUUUAUGCCAUUAAAGCCCAGCGGCCCGGA